UGUUAUGCGUUCUGACUAGCUUACAUUGCCUCAUAGGGUUAGCUAACGCGGACUAGCCUGUUAUGGAAGAAGGAACACAACUGGGGGGCUGUCUGAUAAAACGGGACUGGCUGGGACUAGUUCUCAGGCGUGAUUUGGAAAGAUAACGCUACAUACCGGAAGCCUGGAGAACGUCUUCCUGGCAGAAAACAAAAACAACAUAGAGAGAGCUAAAAUCACGGGACAGCUCCAGUUACAAGUACAACAUGGACCCGACAGCUGCGGAGCGUACGAUAAUUACCCGCCGCCGUCGAGUUUAGCCCUUCCCGACCGCAGCUGAACCUCAAAGGCGGCGGUACCUCGGGGCUCGCUUAAGCCACGGGAAUCUUUGUUCGUCUUUUUUUUUCAUGGGACACAACCGGGCUUCCCCUCCGCUUUGUCGUUGUUUUACCGUAGUGACAACAUCUCCCUCGGCCAGUAUUGGUUGGCCACCGAGGUCGCCGCAUCUUAUGGACUCCUACCAGUAGUUUUUGUGGAUUUUCUAUCGGUCGGCGCUUCUAACGGAGGCGGCAGUCAUGUUUGCCGUGCGUAUCGUCACCGCAGACUUUUAUCUGGCAAGUCCCAUUAAAGACCUGGACGUCUGCUAUUCUGAAUUCAGGGAGAGUGACGUGAAGAAAGUGCCGGUGGUGCGGAUAUUUGGAGCAACACCCGCAGGCCAGAAAACGUGUCUCCACCUCCAUGGCGUGUUUCCCUACAUCUACGUGCCAUACGAUGGUUAUGGCCAACAGUCAGAGCGCUACCUGCGGCAGGUGGCCUUCAGCAUUGACAGGGCUCUCAAUGUUGCCAUGGGAAACCCUGCCUCCAGUGUCCAGCAUGUCUUCAAGGUGGUCCUGGUCUCUGGCAUGCCUUUCUAUGGCUACCAUGCUAAGGAGAAGCACUUUAUGAAGAUCUAUCUGUACAAUCCUCAGAUGGUCAAAAGGGUUUGUGAGCUGUUACAAAGCGGAGCAGUGAUGAACAAGAGUUACCAGCCCCAUGAGGGCCACAUCCCCUUCCUGCUACAGCUCUUCAUAGACUACAAUCUGUAUGGCAUGAACCUGCUUAACUUGGCAGCUGUCAAGUUCCGCAGGGACCAGAAUAAAGAAGCCACAGUAGCAGCCCCAGACAGGCAAACCCCAAGCAGUCGUCCCAGCAUCAGUCCCUGGAAGAGUCCCUGCACCUCCAAGCACAACAACAGCACCCUGGGGGGCACAUUUGUCCGCUGGGAGGAGAAUGCCAUACCCUGCUCCUUAGUCCUGGAUGAGGUGGAGAAGCAGAGCACUUGUGAGCUGGAGGUUGAUGCUGUGGCUGUCGACAUCCUCAACCGCCUGGAAAUUGAAAGUCAGAUUGGCAGGAACCCUGGUCUGCAGGCUAUCUGGGAGGACGAGAAGCAGAGGAGGAGAGAGAAGAACCAGGUCUCCCAGAUAGAAACCCCUGAGUCACAAGAUCGUGGAUUUGUCACUUCAACAGAGAGCGAGAAAAUCUUCAUUAAGAGAUUCAAGGAGAUUCUGAAGGAGAACAACUUUGACUUGACGCAAGAUUCAUCUGUUGGCGAUGGGGACGACCAAGAGGAUUUUCUCAGUGAACUUACUCUCCAUCCUGACCCUCUGACCCCCAAGGGACUGCUGUGUACCCCCGCCAAUGCCAUGGAGGAGCAUAGGGACUUGCAGCAAGACUCUGUGAGGAGCAGUGGUAAAAUUCCAGAGGAGGCCCUCGUUGAUGAGGAGGCCAUCUUGAGCCUGCUGGAGAACAGUCCGACCUUCCUUCCGCUCUCCCAGACAUCCAACCACUCACCUCUGUUAGACAGCAGCCAAGACAACGCCAUUAUUGAUUUGCUGGCAGGCCUGGAGGAUGACGGUUACUGCAGGACCCCCGUUAGGCAGAAAACCCAGUCCCAGUCACUUUCUGGUGCCAGGAGCUACCACUGUAAUAGCGAUGAGGAGGAGGCAGGGCCAGAACUGGAUGAGGAAGAGGCUGAGCUCAGUGUGAUAAUGUCACAGCGGUGGGACAGCGAGCCUCCUGAGAACUUCUCCGCGACAAGGCCCAAUGUGAAGGAGCCAGAGGAUGGCUUCAGUGACGAGCAGCAGGAGUCCUCUGACGAUGACAUGGAGUGGAGUGGGAAUAACUCUCUUUUUGCCAACCUGUCUAUCCCCCAACUUGAUGGGGCUGCGGAUGAGAGCAGCGAUUCGUCUUUAACAGACAGUGGCUCAAGGACCCAGUCUUCUCUAAUAGUCACAGAAAAGAUGCUCAGGAAAAGAAAUCCCUUCUCUAGGGAGACUGUUCACCCCGAGCACAGACCAGUUCAUGUGCUGGACACAGAGCAACCACUUGACAAGCACUUUCAAUCUAAAAGCAGCCAGGACAGCAGUAGUGAAUGUUCAACAGGGUUCAAGGUUAAUAAAGAAAUCCCCUACAUCCCACCAGUCAAACACCCCAUUCCCUGCAAGAUAGCCAGUCACCCUGAGGUGUCUUCCAUCUGUGUAGACAAAGAGGACAUACGACCCCUGUACACCUAUGACAAUAAAACCUCCAUAGCUUUGGAUAAGACAGAUCUAAAAAGUUUCCCAUUUGGUAACAGAAAAGUCACCAAAAACAGAAAGAAGUACGGCAGCAUAAAGAAUGUAGAAACAAACUGUCUGUCCAUUCUUCAGAACCACAGGACCUUCUCUCUCUGUUACUCAGAGCUGAGAAACUGCUCAGCUAAGACAGAGCUGGAAUUGAGCCAGAAGGACAAUAAAAGCCCCAUCCUGAGGAACAUGUCUUCAUCCCCAUCACCCAUGGAGGAGGAUGAGUUUCUUGAUCCUCAGGAGGAAGAAAUGGGUCAGGAUAGCGAGGAGGGAGAUGUUGGUGAACUCAAAAUCAGGUACGAGGACUAUCAGGAAAAUAAGACUGAGAGGACUAUAGUGGCCCAGCAGGAAGCACACUACAAGUUCUUCCCUAGCGUCAUUCUCUCCAACUGCCUCAGUAGGAAGAAAGCUGGAAGCAAAAAGCUUACUGAUUCCUGCAGUGAGCUUGGACAGACACAGCCUCGCAGAUCUAGACUAAAAGUGAAUAAAAAAAGGUUGGGCAUGGUCGGGCAUACAAACAAAUUAAACAUAGUUGAAAGCUCUACCUCUGACAGCCAGGUUAGUACUGGCCUCACCUCAAUCACACUUGCUUGUCCUUUGACCACAGAGCCAGAGAUGCCAGUUUUGGAGAAUAAGCCAGUUAAAAAGGCUGAGCUAAUGAAAGAUCCAGGUCCAGUCAUUUUGGGAGAGCCAAUCUCAAAGGAGGAGCUAGAAAUUGAUGAGAGGUCUGUAAAUGAACAGACAAAAUCACUUUCAGACUCCCCUCCCUCCACUGUUCUCAGUUUUUCUGAAGAUAUUAAAGAUUCAGCAGAGGAUAGGUUAAGCCCAUUGCAAGAUUUAUCAGCUAAACUCACAUGUACGAAACCUUCAGCAUUGCCUGGUAGCAAAUAUACCUUGAGGGCCAAACGGAAGAUGGUGUAUGACGGUGAAGAUGGAGAACACUCAGGUGUUCGUCAUAAAAACCCAGCCACUGUCAAAGAACGACUCAAGGACACGAAUGUUCCCAGUGGACAGGAAGUAAAAUAUCAAAAACGCCGCAAGAAGGAACCCCCUAUCAUCAUCAAGUAUAUUAUUAUCAACAGGUUCAAAGGACAAAAAAACAUGCUGGUGAAAAUGUCCAAAGUGAAUGCGGAGGAGCAGUUGGUGUUGCUGACACCAGACAAGCUAGAACAAUACAAUAAACUGGCCCCUCUCAAGGAUUUCUGGCCCAAGGUGCCAGAGUCCACUGCUGUCAAGUUUCCCAUCACUGAGGCAAAGGCUAAAAAACACCCUAAAAGAAAGGCAAAGAUCAGCUCCUCAAAUAAGAAAACAAUCUGCAACGCUGCCAAACCUCGAGUUAAACAGUGCGAAGGGGUCAAAAGAAUAAAAGGCCGUCAGAGAGGCCCAGUUCUACCGUCUCUACCGCCCCCUCGGCCAUGUUACUGUGAGUUGGCAGAUGACCAUGGCAUUGAGUAUAGUGAUGUCAUGGUGGAGUUAGGCUACCUCUCUGAUAGAUCCCCAAGCCCUGUAGACUCAACACCUCCACGUUGCUGGUCCCCAAGUGACCCUCUAAUGGACACAAGAAGUACAGACCAGCUGAUAAAUCCACUCAGUGACCCAUGUCUUAGUACUGCUUCUCACAAGCCACGCACAGUAUCUUCAGCCAAAGGAGCACAAGAUAAGUGUCAAACUGCCAAACCUAAGAAAUUUACAGAUGCUAAAAAAAAAGUAAACAAGUCUGCUGUCAAGCCUCUAAAGGAAGAGGAACUUAAAAAGGAGAAAUUGAAACAAAGUAGUGGUUCUGCUCCAAGUCAGAGGAAGAAGGCUAAAGAUCCAGCUGAAGGUAGUAUCAACGGUUCUAAAACAACCAAAAGACCUAGAAGGUCUCGCAAAAAGAAGACUGAGGAACCCAAAAGCAAUGACUUGAGUAAAAACAGCUCCCAGCUCCUUUUCCUUGAUGGUGAGCUGCCUCCUUCUGAGAGUUCCUCUGAAGAGGUCCCUCCAUUUCAGCAGCCGGUGAGCACAGAUAGCAACAGCCAGAGCAGUUCCCAGACUGCAUCUAUAUCAGACUCAGUAGCUCAUUCUAUAGAACCAAAGGUUGAGGACUGUGAAACUUCCAUCAUGGAGGUCAACCAAAACUUUUCAGCACAGGUUCAGCUGAAGCAGCAAGGUUGCCAGACCACUGUGGUAAAGGUGGAGGCUUCACAGGAGUGCACAGCUCCCUCAUCUCCUCCUGCCAGUAGACCCUUACUGGAGGACAGUAAAGAACCCCAACUAGCAGUGGCUUCCCAGCACUCAGGUCCCAAGAAUGGUGAAGUCCCCACUCUCUCUGAGACCCCUUCUGGGUUGGCUGUUCUCAAACAGCUUCUCCAGAGGAGGCAGCAGGGACAGGCCCUUCCUUUACAAGUGGUUGGCACAAACAACCACUCCACUGCCAUAGCUCAGGCCACAGCACUACUCGAUCCCACAAGUAAACCAGCUAAAUCCAGAAGAGCUCCCUCCACCACUCCUCGGAAACCCAGGGCCCCAAAGUCUACCACUCCCAAAGAAAAAAAGCCCAGAAUCAGGAAAGGCAAGGCAAGCAACACUCAGCCAAAUCUAUCAGUGAAGCAGGAUGGGAAUAUGUCAGAUGACUGCCCCAUCUUCCUGUCAGACCCUGGUCUGGACAGUUGCAACUUCAUAGAGGACAGCUUAUCACCAGAAGUCCCACACAACUAUACCUUUGAUAUAAAUGCCAUUGACCAGACCGACUUCUCCAGCCCAUACAGUGGAAGCCAGUUUGUCCUGACUGAUAAAAAUUUACCAGUUAAGUUCCUGAGUGAUGUCAGCCAGGAAGCGGUGUCUGCCCAGGCACUGGACAUUGAGAAGAAACUUGAUAGACUGUUUGGUUCUGGAGAAGACCUGCAAAGAAGCUCUGACCUGCACAAAGUGAGACCUGUCAGCCCUGACCUUUUUGAUAGACCCGAGAAUGUAGAGUCUGUAUCAAAUCACCUCACAUUCCUUGACUCUGAGAAAAUCAAGAGCAGAGAGUGGGACUUGUCAUUAGGUAAAGCCCAUACGCUCAGCCCCUUUCAAGACUUUCACUGUGAGAGAAAAGAAUUGCUCUUUUCUGUCUUCGACCCUGUCCUACCAUUGCCUUUAAGUUCUGCAUCCUUUGUUGACCAUGAGGGCUCUCCAACUGGGGAGCUCCUGGAGGGAAUUGAUGGACUAACAUCCACAACACCCAGUAGCUCUCCACGCUCCAUCAGCUCACUAUCCCACGUGAAGGCAAGUCAGCUGCUGCGGGGGCCAGGAGGUGGAGCACACAUCCUCAAGCCCCUCAUGUCCCCUCCAAGCCGGGACGAAAUCCUCAGCACUCUUCUGGACCUGGAGAUGUCAGAGGCAACCUUCCAGGAGCCCUUCUGUAGUGACCCCUCUGAUGCACCAGGGAAACCAAUGGAGGUUGGUGGCCGCAAGUUGAUGGUAGGCACCAGACUGGCUAAGGAGCUAGCAGAGUUCAGUGGGGAACUGUCUUUGGAGGGCCUCCAUUUCUGGAAGACAGCUUUCUCAGCCAUGACACACCCCACCACAACUAUUACCUCAUCUUCCCAAACCCAAGGAGCUGAGGUGUCACAGGCCAAGUUUGACUCAGCCAGUGACAAGAAGGUUAUCCUUUUGCCCUGCAAAAAUCCACCAAGCCGUGAGCGUGUGCAGCUGUGGCUGGAAGCCAGGAAACAGUAUGAGAGUUUACAAAAAGGGAGAAUAGACAAAGGGCUGCUGAAGAGAGGCCUUGGGCUGGAUGUGCAGGGGAACCCAGAGAGAAGUGAACAGCCAGCUGCUUCCACUUGUCCAGUAGUGGAGACUGAGCUGAGUGAGAGACUCUCCAGUAUCAGGACCCAAAGGAGAAAGAAAUGCAACCUGUCCCUAAUAAUAUCUCCCGUGAAAAGCACAGACUCUCAGUGUAAAUCCACAGAGGUGAGUCCAGUUUCAGAUGAAGUUGGCAUAAAUAUUGAGCUGGAGGACAGAGAAAAUGAUGAUGAGGAUGAUGAUACAGCCACCUCUCCAGAGUCCCCAGAGCUGCCUCCCUGGCAGCAGUCCUGUCAGCCCAGCCCAUCAGGGCCAAACAGGCAAAGUGAAAAUUCUCCAGAACCACUGUCUCCUAGGCUCUCUGACUCUCUGGAGCAAUUAGGGGGUAAUCUUAGUCCCUUACUCCUCCAUGUGAGUAACAGGGAAGAGGGGAGAACUAGUCCCCGCCUCCUUCACAGCACCCCCUUUUUAAGGAGGCGACAGAGAGGCAAAGAGGAUCUGGAUCCAGUAUGCAGCACGCCGAUAUCGGAGGCUGCAGAGGAUGCCAUUUCUCAGAGACUAAAGCAGAGGAGAAGUCAGGCAGACCCACUGAGAAGAGUGUUGCUGACCACACAGAUGAAGAACCAGUUUGCUGCUUUGAAUGUGCCAAAGAAAGAUAAUUCUCAGAUCGAAGGGCCAAGCAUAGCCAACUCUUAUGGCUUCAAAAUCAGCAUGCAAAAUCUACAGGACGCCAAAGCACUGCAUGAGGUCCAGUACCUAACACUGAUGGGCAUGGAGAUCCAUGCAAGAACUCGACGUGACCUUGAACCUGACCCAGAGUUUGACCCCAUAUGUGCCUUAUUCUACUGCCUCAGUUCUGAUGCUCCCCUGCCAGAUAUAGACAGCACCCAACUGACGGGUGCCAUUGUGGUGGACAAAGACCAUCAAAGUUGUGACCAAGUAGGUCACAGUGGAACAUCGCCCCUGCUGGUCAGGUCAGGCGUCUCUGGGCUGCAGGUGACAUAUGCCACUGAUGAGAAAGUGCUGUUUCAGGAGCUGAUUUUCAUCAUGAGGAGGUUUGACCCAGACAUCCUGGUGGGGUAUGAGGUGCAGAUGCAGUCCUGGGGCUACCUCCUCCAGCGGGCCGCAGCGCUCGGAGUGGACUUGUGUCGGCAGCUGUCGCGUGUGCCAGGUGACUCCAAAGAGAACCGCUUUGCUGCAGACAGGGAUGAGUACGGAGCCGACACCAUGACUGAGAUUAACAUCAUCGGCCGCAUCACCCUCAACCUGUGGAGGGUGAUGAAGACCGAGGUUACCUUGAACAACUACACUUUUGAGAAUGUGGCCUUCCACGUCCUCCACCAGCGCUUCCCCUUGUACAGCCCGCGCACACUGUCCGACUGGUUUGACCACAACACCGACCUCUACAGAUGGAAGAUGGUGGACCACUACGUGAGUCGUGUGCAUGGCACCAUGCAGCUUCUUCACCAGCAUGAUAUUAUCGGCAGAACAAGCGAGCUGGCCAGACUGUUCGGGAUUCAGUUCUUACACGUUCUCACCCGAGGAUCACAGUACCGCGUUGAGUCUAUGAUGUUACGCGUGGCCAAGCCGUUGAACUACAUCCCUGUGACACCCAGCAUCCAGCAGCGAGCCCAGCAGAGGGCGCCGCAGAGCAUUCCUCUUGUGAUGGAGCCUGAGUCACGCUUCUACAGCAACUCGGUGAUCGUACUGGACUUUCAGUCGCUGUAUCCCUCCAUUGUGAUCGCAUACAACUACUGCUUCUCCACCUGCCUCGGCCACGUGGACAGCCAGGGAACGCCUGAUGAAUUUAAGUUCGGCUGCACCUCCCUGCGGGUUCCUCCUGAGCUCCUCUACCAGCUCCGCAACGACAUCACCGUGUCUCCAAACGGCAUCGCCUUCGUCAAGUCUUCAGUGCGUAAAGGGGUCCUGCCCAGCAUGUUGGAGGAAAUCCUCAAUACGCGGAUCAUGGUGAAGCGGUCGAUGAAAACCUACAAGCAGGACAAGGCCCUGAUGAAACUGCUGGAUGCCCGGCAGCUUGGACUCAAGCUCAUCGCUAACGUCACCUUUGGCUACACCUCCGCCAACUACUCUGGACGCAUGCCCUGCGUGGAGGUUGGAGACAGCAUCGUCCACAAAGCCAGAGAAACUCUGGAGAGAGCCAUCAAGCUGGUCAAUGACACUAAGAAAUGGGGAGCGCGGGUUGUGUACGGAGACACCGACAGCAUGUUUGUUUUACUGAAGGGAGCCACCAAAGAGCAGGCCUUCAAGAUCGGCAACGAGAUCGCUGAGGCGGUGACUGCAACAAACCCCAAACCUGUCAAGCUCAAGUUUGAGAAGGUGUACCUGCCCUGUGUGCUGCAGACGAAGAAACGCUACGUGGGCUACAUGUACGAGAGCCUUGACCAAAAGGAACCUGUGUUUGACGCCAAAGGCAUCGAGACGGUUCGCCGUGACAACUGCCCUGCUGUUUCCAAGAUUCUGGAGCGUUCCAUUAAGCUCCUGUUUGAGACUCGGGACAUCAGCCAGGUGAAGCAGUUUGUGCAGCGUCAGUGUCUGAAGGUUCUGGACGGCCGGGCCAGCAUGCAGGACCUGACCUUCGCUAAGGAAUAUCGGGGCAGCGGCUCGUACCGGCCUGGAGCCUGCGUGCCUGCCCUGGAGCUCACCAGGCGUAUGAUGGCGUACGACCGUCGCUUGGAGCCACGUGUGGGCGAGCGUGUGCCCUACGUGGUCGUGUACGGGCUGCCCGGCGUGCCCCUCAUCCAGCUGGUGCGUCGCCCCAUGGAGGUACUGCAGGACCUUGGCCUCCGCCUCAACGCCACCUACUACAUCACCAAGCAGAUCCUGCCGCCACUGGCCCGCAUGUUCCAGCUCAUCGGGGUGGACGUGUUCAGCUGGUACCAGGAGCUCCCCAGGAUCCAGAAGGCGUCAUGCUCCUCUGCAGUGGGUGGAGAGGAACUGGGCAGGAAGGGAACCAUCUCCCAGUACUUCACCACGCUUCACUGCCCUGUGUGUGACGAGCUCACCCAGCUGGGCGUGUGCUCUCGGUGUCGUGCUGAGCCCCAACGAGUCGCAGUCACACUCCACCAGGACAUGAGACAGUGGGAGAGUCAGCAAGACCAGCUGCUGAAGAUCUGUAGGAACUGUAGUGGUUGUGCAGAGCGACAGGUGCCCUGCGUGUCCCUGGACUGUCCUGUGUUCUACAAGCUGUCCCGGGUCAACAGACAGCUCUCCAAGGCCCCCUACCUCCGACAGCUGCUGGAGCAGUUUUGAUAGGUUCCUGAACCCAGGAGCCUCCCUGCUGAUUUGGUGCUAAUUGCUGCCCCCGCCCCAGUGUUUCAUUGUCCAUUCAGUUGUAAUAGUCUAAAUGGUGCUUUGACUGAACCCUGUGGGGUUUUCAUUCUGUCUUGUAACUGUUAUUUGUUAAGUAUUUCUCUGCGUGUGCAGACUGUCUGGUCUGUUUGCUGCCAUCUCCACUAGUUGCUAUGGGCUGAGUGAAGCUGGCGCCUCUGGUGAGCCAGCGACAGACUGCCUGUCACGGAGCGCAGUCCGCCCAGCGACGACUCGUAACUCGUAUGCGCUGUAGCAGUUUGAAGUCAUUGGUUUUUAAGGAGCUUCCUUUCAAAUCUCAAGACAAACUACAUUCAAACCACUAAUUGACUUUUCUUCAUUUUUAUAUCGACUGCAGUCUUGUUGUAAAUAGUUCCUGUAUAGCUACAUCUAUAAUCUCACUGUGCAUUAGCAUUUUAAAAUAUAUAUAUAUAUAUUAAAAAAAAAAAAAAAAAAAAA
Messenger RNA from Scatophagus argus, 10133 nucleotides. RefSeq names its product REV3 like, DNA directed polymerase zeta catalytic subunit (gene rev3l). Gene Ontology annotation, molecular function: DNA-directed DNA polymerase activity; nucleotide binding; DNA binding. Lineage: Eukaryota; Metazoa; Chordata; Actinopteri; Scatophagidae. Gene Ontology annotation, cellular component: zeta DNA polymerase complex; nucleus. The coding region runs from base 555 to 9617 and encodes 3020 amino acids. The record is from RefSeq and is a predicted model, not a curated record. Gene Ontology annotation, biological process: double-strand break repair via homologous recombination; error-prone translesion synthesis. The transcript has 32 exons.